This is a messenger RNA of Musca vetustissima, 1259 nucleotides long. Its product is annotated as whirlin-like. NCBI's taxonomy places the organism in Eukaryota, Metazoa, Arthropoda, Insecta, Diptera, Muscidae. Gene Ontology annotation, molecular function: protein binding. The annotation marks the transcript as partial. The transcript has 8 exons. Gene Ontology annotation, cellular component: cilium; plasma membrane; stereocilium tip. The record is from RefSeq and is a predicted model, not a curated record.
GCCUUGGUGUCUAUAUAUCACGCAUCGAGGAAAAUUCCGUUGCCGAGCGUGCCGGUUUGCGUCCCGGUGAUACUAUCCUAGAAGUGAAUGGUACUCCAUUCACUUCAAUUAAUCACGAGGAAGCGCUAAAAAGAUGUGUGCAGAUAUUGAAAUCACAACGUCAAAUCAGUAUGACGGUACGAUCACCACCCACGCUAAACUCAACGGCGCCGCUGCAUGGCUUUGGCCCACCCUCCCGUGAUCCGAUGUACGCUUCAAUGGCUCCCCUGCUCACACAACCGACAGCACUGCCACCGGGUGCCGCCAUAGGAGCAACUGGUUCGUUGCCAUAUCGACAGACAUGUUCCUGGAUGGAUAGACACGGGAGACCUGCCUCACCGCCCAUGGAAUAUGGCGGACGACGAAGUGAUCGAAGGGAUAGAAUACGUUGUGUUGAGUUAUUAAUAGAACCCGGCCAGUCAUUGGGCCUGAUGAUACGAGGCGGUGUCGAAUAUGGCCUGGGUAUAUUCGUGACGGGUGUCGACAAGGACAGUGUGGCAGAUCGUGCCGGCCUUAUGGUGGGCGAUGAAAUAUUAGAAGUCAACGGUCAAUCCUUUCAAGAUGUUACCCAUGAUGAGGCUGUUAGCCAGCUGAAAUACCACAAGCGUAUGUCAUUGGUCAUACGUGAUGUGGGUAAAGUGCCACAUUCCUGUACCUCCAUUGAAAUGGAGCCAUAUGAUGCGUAUAGUCCCACGGGGACAAGAGCCCGUCGAAAAGGUCAAAUCACCGCCAUGGUAGAAGAGAAGGCCCGUUCUCUACUGCCGCGACACCAUUUUGCAAGUCUUUCGUAUUAUAUCGCCGAAUAUACUGCGAGAGCAAUGACCAUAGAUGCCUUUGUAGCCGUCUUAUUAGAAAUGUUAGAUACAUAUGAAAAGCAUACACUAGUGACGGAAAUCCGUGAACUUAUAUUUCCUGAGGAUCGCACACGAUAUGAUGAGCUAGUCUAUCGUAGAGAGCGCGAUCCAUACAGUGGCGAACGAUUAAGGCGUAAAGGAGAAAGUGCGCGUGAUUUGCCGGUAACCGAUAUUGAUCUGGAAGUAAGUGCAGCAACUGGAAGAAGUCCCUCAUCGGACUCUGGGCUGGGCAUGACCAUGACGGAAAAUAAAAAUCGAAUAAUGCAACGUCUGCCCUAUCGACCCAUGUCAGCUGAACCGAUCUUACAUCGCUCAUACAAUCAUCCAACACCAUUACCACCACUGCCACCCAAUUCAGGGCAGGCG